ACCUUGGGUACGUGAUCAGACCUGGGAAGAGGAGCAGGGGGUAGGAACUGGACUUCGAACUACAUAAAGCAUCCAGCCCCAUCCUGUGUAUUUGUGAGACAAACUCCGAUCGCCACUGUCCAUCUACCAUGGGGGAGAGCAUGAGUAAACCCUCCGUUGCGCCCUUUCAGGACGUUGCCUUCUUCACCGCUUUCAAGCCCUACAACCUUCCUCCCACCAAUAACACACCCCCUCGACCCAGCAUCUUCUCCACGCUGAGACGGCCUCCGGUCGCCAAGCCCAAUGAGUUCAUUCCUCUUUUCAGUGACUGCAUCGCUGCUGCCUCAUCCCGAACUCAAGAGUACCUCCUCUUCAAGGACCCCGAAGACAAGUUCCACCCCAGCCCAGAGGCCCUCACUCAGAUCUUCCUAAUGACGUACAUCUCCCAGAGCGUCAACCUCAACUUGACAGACAUCUUUAACUGCACGGCCAUGACCCCUGAGCAACGCAUCCUGCUGGGGGCCGACUGGGUGUGGGCUGUGUUGGAGAAGUCCACCAAGAACCCUCGCAUCCAGAUCGCCGUGCAAGUACGCCACCUGUCCGACAAGGAGGACGGCGAAGAGGACGCCGCUCUCCCAGAGACAUGCAGCGAAACUGUCCAAAUGGCCCAAAGGGAGUCCAGCGACAGGAACAUGUAUGAGAGGAUGGUGGACUUCUGCACCUCCGUCGGCAAGGACUGCUACGCUCUGUUCUUGUUUUUAGGGAGGAAAAACGACAAGAGCAAUAUCUACGGCGUACUCAGCAACAACUUUGAGGCGGCCAUUGGGAAGUGCAACAAGAUCGACAGAGCUCUUCUCGAGAACUUCUUCAAGGGAUCACGGUACCUGCACACACCGUCUGGAAUGAUGCAGGCCGUCGUCACCAGGACUGAGGGUGACCCUCUCACCCUCAUGAUUAAAUUCAGCUGAUCCCAAGAUCUUACAUUAAAUAUCAUAUUCUCAUAAGCAAUUCUUAGGAUGUUUAACAGUGGUUCUAAAGAGUGCUGAGUACUAAGUCAAACACUCCAUUCUCUAGUCAACCGAUUUGUUCUAAUUUCAACGCAAUUCCCCGAUUAUAAGUGAUAUAAUUAUUUCUAGCAUCAAACUGUCACCAUUAUAAAACCUUAAAUUAACUUACUGCAGGCAAUGUUAGGUUUUCCAAGGAUCUCCACUUCUAUGUCUUUCUGUGACUCUUCCGGUCUCAGUUGCAAAUGAACCAUUGUAAGGCUUGAAACAGAAUGUUGGCAGAAGGAGGUGACUGCUGAUCUUACAGUGUCAUCAGCAGGUUGCAACUGAGAUUACAGACUGUAAGAGUCACAGAACGGCGCAGAAGUGGACUGUGGUCGAUUCAUGGAGCAAAAUCCUGUUGUGUAUUUUGCCAAGACAGUUUCUUGUUAGAGAACAGAAAGUUGUGCAAAAAGCAAGGAAACACUGAUCAAAUGCAUGUGCAUUCUAAAGUUCAGAGAUCAAAUUAAAUUCACUUGUAAAGGUUAUAGUGCAUUUUCGGUUCAUCCUAAAACGUCACACGAAAACCGAAUAUCCCGAACGUUUUGUGAGUGGUGUCUGACUUUACAGAUUCUUUCAUCAUUAAUCCUGUUUUAUUGUUGAGUAAGGAUGGAUGAAUAUUUGACUAAAUUUCCUUAAUUGACUUAAAAAAAAGUCAAUUAAGGAAUUGUAAUUACAUUGUAAUUACAGUACAACCCUUUUUUUACAUGGGGCCUCCAUUUCCAGUUCUCCUUUGCUGUUACUGUGCUGUAAUAUCUCACUCACACUCACAAACUCACACACACACACGCAACAAAUUCUGUCUCUAAAGUGUCCUGGCAUGAAGUCUUGCAAGAUUUGCUGAUGUGACGUCACGCAUUAAAGGUGCUUUGACCUCCAAGCUUCAGUGCAACUUUGGGCAACUUGGAUUUCAAAACUCGAUGAGUAUUUAGGCUUUUUCUUUCAUAAUCUGACAUUCUUCCAUGUACCAAAAAGUCUAUGUUGUAAUUUUUUUCUGAAAUUUAACUCUCAAGACCUUCUGUUGUUUUAAAGACAUUCAUUCCUUUUCACUGCAUUAUUUGUUGGCCACCUUCAAAGAUGGGUCAGACCCGUUGAUGUGUUGUUUAAAAAUGUCAUCCCUCCCUUUAAUUAUGUAUACUAAUAGUCUUGUCACAUUCUUGGAGCAUUUCUUUUAUUUGAAUAAAGUAGAAUUCACAAAAUUUUAAAUUAAGUCCUCAAUGGAACACAAUUUGAACCAAAAAAAAUUACUUACUACUGUAAAACCCAUAAUGUAAAUUGAAAGAAAAUAUUGUGCAACGUAUCAUCGCCCAACACAAGGCAGGAAAGUAAGAAAUGUUUACUUAGAGAGAAUGCAAAUGGCACAGUGUGUGACAACAGCAUUGCUAAUAUUUGGACUGCAGGACGAAACCCUCCAGUCUCAUUUCACAAGUAAAUAAUUGAGUGGUGCAUAACAACCGUGAGAGGCUUUUUCCCUCCCAUGUAUUAUUUUAUGCUUCACACUGUAAAACUGGAGUUGAAUAUUGUUGUUAACACUUCAUAAAGAUCAUAAAAGCCUUUUACCGCCUACUGAUGUUAGACACCAAUACAUUGGCAUCCUUGUGUCU
Phycodurus eques (leafy seadragon) is the source of this 2626-nucleotide messenger RNA. RefSeq names its product RAB15 effector protein (gene rep15). Lineage: Eukaryota; Metazoa; Chordata; Actinopteri; Syngnathiformes; Syngnathidae. The transcript is spliced from 3 exons. Bases 129 to 947 code for a protein of 272 amino acids. The record is from RefSeq and is a predicted model, not a curated record. Gene Ontology annotation, biological process: receptor recycling.